AUGCGAGUUGAAGACAUGAUCCCCAUCAAUGAUUCUAUGCCUGAAGAACAGCUUAUGGCAAUCAUGAUCUUGAAGGAGAGUUUUGAUGAGAAAGCCAGGCUGGAAGAAGUUAAGGCUCUGCGUGAUGAGAAUUUGCCAUGGCAUUACUAUUGGGAUGAGCCCUACCUGUACAAGAGAGGACCAGACAGCAUUUACAGGAGAUGCAUUGCUGAAGAGGAUGUGCAAGGAGUUCUAGAGCAUUGCCAUGGGUCAGUUUACGGAGGUCACUUUGCUACAUUCAAAACAGCAACUAAGACUUCAUGGGACCUUUCAAACCCUUCUUCAAACGGGCACAACUACAUUUUGGUUGCUGUAGACUAUGUAUCCAAAUGGAUUGAAGCCAUUCCCUGCCCAACCUGUGACGCCAAGGUGGUUGUCAAGCUUUUCAGAACCAUCAUCUUUCCAAGGUUCGGCAUCCCAAGGGUUGUUAUUUCGGAUGGAGGCUCCCAUUUCAUCAACAAGGUGUUUGAAAAGUUGAUGAGAAGCCAUGGAGUCAAACACAAGGUCGCCACGCCUUAUCACCCUCAAACCAGUGGGCAAGUUGAAGUCUCCAACAGACAGAUCAAGGCCAUAUUGGAGAAGACUGUGAGCUUCACUAGGAAAGACUGGGCAGCAAGGCUUGAUGAGGCACUUUGGGCUUAUAGAACAGCCUACAAAACCCCCAUUGGAAGGUCUCCUUUCAAUUUGCUGUAUGGGAAGGACUGCCACUUACCUGUGGAGGUCGAAUAUAAGGCUUUAUGGGCAGUAAAGAUGCUGAACUUUGAUAUAAAGGCAGCACAAGAAAGGAGGGUAAUGAACUUGUUUGAGCUGGAGGAGAUAAGAAUGAAUGCCUAUGAGAACUCUAGGAUUUACAAGAUGAGAACCAAGGCAGCCCACGACAAACUGAUUCGCCUUAAGGAUUUCAAGGUUGGGGACAGUGUGCUCUUGUAUAACUCCAAGCUAAGGUUGUUUCCCGGGAAGCUGAGGUCAAAGUGGGCGGGACCAUUCAAGAUUCACGAAGUUCUACCCUAUGGGUCCCUCACUUUGCUCAAUCAAGAGGGGAAGGAAUUCACAGUGAAUGGACAUAGAUGCAAGCCAUAUCUAGGAAUGACCCCCACAGAGGAGAUCAUCACUCCUCUAGAAGAUCCAACCCCGGCCUAA
This is a messenger RNA of Microthlaspi erraticum, 1179 nucleotides long. NCBI's taxonomy places the organism in Eukaryota, Viridiplantae, Streptophyta, Magnoliopsida, Brassicales, Brassicaceae. The record is from the annotation of a GenBank genome assembly.